Molecule: messenger RNA, 1692 nt
Organism: Orbicella faveolata
Lineage: Eukaryota; Metazoa; Cnidaria; Anthozoa; Scleractinia; Merulinidae
Source: RefSeq, a predicted model, not a curated record
GUCUCUGAUUAUUUGUGAUCGUAUCUGGAACGAAGUCUAAUUGCUUUUGACAGCAGAAUAGAAUUAAUCAAAUUUUACACUUAUUAAGGUGGACUAUCUGAUUUGCUGUAGAUACCUCCUGCACUCUACACUAUACACAUUUCCACCAUUUUUUCAGAGCCUUAUUUCACCUUAAGCUGCUGUUAUUAUGGCGGAAAACACAACACAGAGAGAACCAAGAAGCGACAGGGCAGAUCAUCAAGUUGGAUUCAAGCAAAAGAAGUGUCUUUCUACCCGGGCCUCUAGGACAGCAGCAGUUUUGGUUGGCAUUUCCCUGGCAGCCGUUGCUGUUUUGUCAGCUUACGCAGCCGGUGCAUUUAAUUCCAAUCCAGAUUUACCGGAAAUUAUGGAAGGAGAAGCUACAUUUACAGCUGAUGACGGCAAAGGAGAGGUUUUCCAUGUCAUGAUCGAUUAUAAGAGGAAGCUCAUCCAACUAACUUCAUUGAAUGAUCUGGCAGCAUCACCGCAGUUGUUUGGAAGGCGUCUCAUGUCCUACGAAGAAAACAAUACAGCAAACGGCACGCGAAUGAAUGCAACAAAAAUCGUUAUACAGGACUACAACGCGCAAAGAAAGUAUUUUAUUGUUCCAGAGAAUGGAAAUUCAACAACAAAGUGCAUUUAUACUGAUCUUGAAGGGGACAUGAUUCCGAGGCAUUUACUGAAACACGCUACCCUUAAAUCGGAAAGCGUCGAGGGAAAUAUGUCUCAUGUCCUAUUUCAAGUUGAUAAUGACACUGAUGUGGACGUUUAUCGAGCGAGAGGGCACAAUGGAAAGAUUUACGAGAUCUAUCUGCAUCUCCCAAACGGUAGCAUUCAUAUGCGUUCUAAGGAAAAGGAACUGAACUUCACGGAUUAUAAACAACUAAACUGCUACAGGUAUAUUGAAGAGAACGACACCAUUGAGGAACCCUUCUACCAGUCAAAUGACUCGAAGCUUUAUCCUGAGGUAGAGAAUAAAAUUCAGGAAACAUCGUCCAACUUGACACAGCUAAUGAACCAAACGACAUCAUUUAACAAUGACAGCCUAGCCGAUGAAAUGUCGAUGACCUCAAGACGUCGCCGCCGUGGGAUUGGACAACGGCCGGGAGGGGGAUGGGACUGGUGGUACGGAAACUGGUGUGGGCCCUUCCAGGGUGGUUACGCAAAGUACCCAAAGAAAUCUUGUAAGAGCGUUUGCAAGACUACCACAAGCUAUGUGAACAGUGCCUGUCGUAGGUGCCUCCCGCCAAAAGACGGAUUAGAUGGCGCGUGUAUGGAGCAUGACAGAUGUAUUAUUCAUCGUGGCGGUCCUCUUCACUGCUGCCAGCCUUUUGGAAAUCCCUGCAGUUGUGACACCCCGUUAGUAUGGAGAGCCUUCUCCCAGAUGAUAUGGAAGUGCCCAUCUUGGAGCUGUCGAUCCCACGCCCUUCAAAUCUUCUUGGCAUUUUUUGGCAGGCUAUCCUGUUGGUUUUCCUUCAGGAUCUGCUUCCCUUGGUUUCGGUUUGUUUGUGGAUGCAAGUGGUGUUCGUGUCCCAGGCUUGUCAUAUACUGGAGGUGUAUUGUUUUUAAGAUGUGCGCUUACCGUGGUUCCGGAGUAAUUUGGUUCUAGAUAGGUGUUAUUCAUAGCAGAUCGAACAUUGAAAAGCAAUAGAUUGUCAACAAAAAUACAGCAUU